Messenger RNA from Sporothrix brasiliensis 5110, 798 nucleotides. RefSeq names its product 20S proteasome subunit beta 6. Bases 1 to 798 code for a protein of 265 amino acids. Gene Ontology annotation, cellular component: proteasome core complex. The transcript is spliced from 2 exons. Lineage: Eukaryota; Fungi; Ascomycota; Sordariomycetes; Ophiostomatales; Ophiostomataceae. The record is from RefSeq and is a predicted model, not a curated record.
AUGGCUGCCAUCUUCAACCAGAACCCCGUCCACGAUGGGCCGAGCUACUCCUUUGCCAACGCACCCAAGACGCAAGCUCCUGAGGGCGCACGGCAACACCGAUUUGACCCGUACACGGACAACGGCGGCACGACUCUAGCCAUUGCAGGCGACAACUUCACCAUUAUUGCGGGUGACACGCGCCACACGGCCGGCUACGCCAUCAACAGCCGAUUCUCGCCCAAGGUCUUUAAGAUUGGGGGAACGACAGCUGACCAGAAGGAUGCCACGAUUGUCCUUUCUGUAGUUGGUUUCGCUGCCGAUGGCGCCGCUCUGAAGGAGCGUCUCGACACCGUUUGCAAGAUGUACCGUUACCGCCAUGGCAAGCCGAUCAGUGUGCACGCCUGUGCGAAGCGGCUAUCGACUAUCCUGUAUCAAAAGCGCUUCUUCCCAUACUACACACACGCCAUCCUGGGUGGCCUUGACGAGGAGGGCAAGGGUGCCGUUUACAGCUACGACCCCGUCGGCAGCUACGAGCGUGAACAGUGCCGUGCCGGUGGUGCUGCGGCAAGCCUGAUCAUGCCGUUCCUGGACAACCAGGUCAACUUCAAGAACCAGUACGUGCCCGGCAGCGGCGUGGGCCAUGAUCUACAGGAGCGGCCACGUGUAGCCCUGGCACGGCCGGAUGUGGAGAUGCUGGUGAAGGAUGCGUUCGACGGUGCUGUGGAGCGGCACAUCGAGGUCGGUGACUUCCUUCAGAUGAUGGUGGUGACGAGCCAGGGAAUCGAGGAAAUCAUUCAGCCGCUGAAGAAGGACUAA